UCGAUAUGUCCACGUGAUCUGUCUGUCGUCAGUCGACUCGCGUAAUUGCAAAUGCAAAAUGUCUAGGAUGGAAACGUUUGUGUUACAAUGAAAUCAUAAUAUUUUGUUGUUUAUUGUGUAGAUUAAUAGUGUUAAAAUGCCUGCAUCAAUUGGUGUUAAUUUACGUGUAACUGGCCAUUGUAGCCAAGGCGGGAGAAAGUAUAUGGAAGACUUGUUCUCCGUUGCAUAUCAACAAACUGAAGAUGAGAGGGACUUGGAGUAUGCUUUCUUCGGGAUUUACGAUGGGCAUGGCGGGAGUGAAGCUGCAGCUUUCGCUAAGGAACACUUGAUGGAUUCUAUUGUGAAGCAGAGACAGUUUUGGUCUGAUAAUGACGAGGACGUGCUGAAAGCUAUUCGCAAUGGUUACAUGUUGACCCAUUUGAACAUGUGGAAAGAACUAGAGAAAUGGCCAAAAACAGUGACCGGUCUACCAAGUACUGCGGGAACCACUGCAAGCGUAGCUUUCAUUCGCAGGGGCAAGAUAUACAUUGGACACGUUGGAGACUCCGCUAUUGUACUUGGUUACCAAAAAGAUGGCUGUGAAGAAUGGGCCGCUAAACCACUAACCUCAGAUCACAAGCCGGAAUCAACAGCAGAAAUAGAGAGAAUCCAACGAUGUGGCGGAAAAGUUGUCUCCAAAGCAGGUGUGCCACGUGUUGUAUGGAACAGGCCACGUAUCGGGCACAAGGGACCUAUUAAGAAGAAUACUCCUAUGGAUGAGAUACCUUUCUUGGCUGUAGCCAGGUCAUUGGGUGAUCUUUGGAGCUACAACCCUAAUAAUGACGAGUUUAUAGUCAGCCCAGACCCUGAUGUUGGUGUUCUGACUAUUGACCCAUCAAGAUUUAGGUGUCUAAUAUUUGGGACAGAUGGUUUAUGGAACAUGUUAUCACCAGAGGGUGCGGUGAGCCUUGUGCAGGCCACAGAGCGGCAUAAUGAGGCGGCAUUGGUUGGAGGCAAUGGUAAUCAACCUCGGGACUGGCUUAAUCCUUCCAAAAGUUUGGUGGACCAUGCUCUGGAGAGAUGGUCAAACACCCGAAUGCGAGCCGAUAACACUUCUGUAGUCACCCUCAUGCUAGAUCCUCCUGGGCCACCAAGAGCCACAGUACUUCGCUCAAGGACCACCUCUCAAAAACCUCAGUCCACCGCCAAUCCGGUCCCCCCACCGGCCACGCCCAAGUCAGAGGAAACCAGACAAGAAACUACUGAAGCAGACAUCCAAAAAGUACCACAGAACGGGCUAACUAUCAUGACUCGAUAUUCCGAUGUUGAUAGACCCGUGCCCUCUCCAGAUACUCCCCUGCCGCCGUGUGCGACGCUUGACGGCAGAUUGUCUGUAGCUCCUCAAGAGGAGACUUCCAAGGAACCUGAAGAAUCAGAAGAUACUGAGACUAUGACUACAUAUGGAAAUCCCGCCGAGUCUUACUUUAUGGCGCGUCUUUUGAAUCGGAGUCGCAUCGUCAAUACGUUGGCGGAUGUGUAUGAGGAGAUAGCUAGCAAUCCAGAAUCUGAGACUUCACACGAGCCCUCGCCUCUUCCGGUCACCGUGUUGCCUGAAGUCAGCGGGGACUCCGAGCCGGAGGCCGGACGCACUCCUGUUAUUACUGCCGGACCCGGCGCCGGCGGCGACGCGGGGAACCCGCAGGAAGAAGUCUUACUCGCCGACGACGACGGCGGCAUCCAGAUCAACGAGGUCUCGUCCAGUUCGCCCACCGAGGCUCCGCCCAGGGUGAGAGGCCGUCGGCCUCGCGGCGACGUCCGGAAAGACGUCGUCACUCCCAACGAUCGCGUGCUGCGGUCUCACCACGAGGAGAUCCAGCAACGGCCGCACACCAGGCAGGCCACGCGGGGUAAACCCGCCGCGACCACCGCGCUCGACCGCGUCGUCAUCCUCAGCAGGCGGGCGCCGGCGGCCGGGCCCGCGGCCCCCGCCGCCCCGCCGCGCCGCGCCGCCCCGGCCGAGCCUGCGCCGGCCGCCGCCGGCGGGGACGACGGCAAGCGGACCCGCGCCGCGCGGCGGCGGGUGUUCCCCGCGCCGUCGCCCGCGCCCUCGACGCCUCUCAAUCAGAAAAUCACGCGGAGUUUCGGGAGCGCCCCGCGGGAUCUCCGCGCGGAAGAGCGGUUGCGCGCGGGAAACUCGCCGCGCGCCCCGGGGCCGGCGCGGCGCGGCCCGGCGGCGCGCCCCGCCCGCGCUGACCGCUGCAAGGAGAACCUGAGCGCGCGGCGCCCCGGAGCGCGCGCGCGGCGCCCCGACGCGCCCGACCACGAGGUGCACUCCACCACGGGCGAGCCGUGCCGCGCGCCGGCGCCGCGUCCGCGCGCGCUGCGCUCGCGCAACGACGCGGCGUCGCCGGCGCGCGAGGCGCCCGCGCCGCCCAGCAAGCGCCCGCGCUGCGACCAGCCGGCGGCCCCCAAGCUGGCGUCGGAGCGCUGCGUGAAGGCGCUGGGCAAGCGGGCGUCGGGACCUUGGGCGCCGGCGCUGGCUCUCCGCAAUCGCCUGCGUCGUCGUCUCGUCAAGUAGCGACCGAAAUCACCCUAGUUAAGUAGUGUAAAUUGUGGUUACCUGUGAGCGUGCGGGAAUAACGGUGCCUUCUAGUACUGCCAAAGUACGUUUGACGUUUCAUAUUUCUUCGGCCGGCGACACCCGGCCCAGUCGUGCGCGAGAUCCAAAGAUGACUGCGUUUUUAUACGGUUAAAUUCUGUUGUUGAUUUUUUGUUUUUAUCGCUCGCCUCGACCCCGACUUAGCGUUAAGUAGAUUCCGUUUAGUUCUCUGACUGUAGGUAGACCUUCGUAGUAUAUUAUAUAUCCUAUUCUAUAUCUAUGUGUCUCCAUUAAAGUCCGUUCCGGGCCGCGGUCCGAUAUAAACAAUAGUACAAACGGUAUAUUGGAUAUUUAAGAAGUAAGUUUAACAUGUGGACCAGGCAGAUUAAAUUAGCCCUAUAGAUAUUUAUUUUAUCUAUAUUUAUAGCUACUAUCUUAAUGCAUUUAACUUUAGACAGAUAUGAAAAUAUAAUUUUCAUUAAUAUAGAACCAGAGGCUACAGAUAGCAAUCUUUUCAGAUAUAAUAUUUCUUAUGAUAUAUAAUACAAAUUUACAGUUCAUAGUAAAUGAGAAUUGAUAUCUUGUUAUGAUGUUCUUUAUUAGUAAUAUUAAUUGUGGAUACUAUUACCAAGAGUGCUUUUCUCAAAAACCUUAAUUAAGAGUGCUAAUUAUAGAUUUUAAAUUUAUAGACUGUAUAGAUUUUGUAUAGAACUCACCAAAAUCUUUAAAAUUGUGCAACAUUUAUUAUUUCUAUGUUAAAGAGUUAUUCUUUUAGGAAAAGAAAUAUUUAUACUUCCUUGAAGCUUUAUUGGGUUAAAAUUUGCUAAAAUUAUAAAUAUUAACAGAACUAUUUUAUUAAAUUGCACAAAAAUACAUACAUGUGUAUCCAUAUAUUUGUAUAUCUUCGUCAUCUUGAGUAAAAGGUACUAUUGUGGUUUGAAUUAUAGUUUUUCUAAUACAAUAUCCACCAAUCUGAUAAGUAUAGGAUUUCUUUUCAUUUCGCUACUUGUAGCGACCUCUUACGCCUUGAAUUAUGUUUUAUUAAUGUGAUUAUGAGACCAUUGAUGUUAAGAACCAAAUUAAAACUUGCAGUUGCAAUUUGUUGAUGUGGUUUGGACCUUACUUGGCUUUGUUUUUGUUAGUAUCUAGAUUAAAAUAUAUUUUAAAAAACGAUUUAUAGAAACAUGGUAUGACAACACCAGAACAUUAAUCAAUUUAUAUUCAUAUGUAAAGUUUUGAAGUCCAUAUUUUGACGUCUAUAAGUGAUGUGUAUCAUCAUAAGUUGAAAAAAGAAUUUUGAUUCGAUAUAAUUUUUAAUGACUAUUAAUAUAAAUUCAAUAUCUUCCGAAUUGUAUAAGUUGUUAUGUAAACGACUUUAUAUUAAUAGCAAUGACUAUGUUAAUUUUACGGUAAAACUUAUUUCUUGAUUUCAUAUAUGUACAAAUAAUUCUGACGUAUAUUGUAGUAAUUUCCAUAACCAGAUUUGUCCCAAAAUAUAAUCCUGGAUGAACCGCGUCAGUACGAAGACCCUGAAUGUUUGCGCUUACCCCAUAGUGCAUCGGACGCUGACUCCAUAACUAUACAAAAAUGCGUAACUACUGUAUAGGGUUAGUUGAUAUUUUGUUGAAAUAUUUGUAGAUUGAAUUAUUAUUAGCUGUAUAUUGGUAUAUAAUGGUUUAUAUAUGUGCUAGUUUCAGUAUUGGUACUAGUUUUAUUAUAUAAAUCGGUACCAAAACCAAGUGUGGUCCAAGUCUACCUGUAAAGUUUAAACGAAGUUAUGUGAUUAAAUAAUUUCACUUAAAGUACCUAAGAAUGGACUGAAGAUUGAAUAUAUAAUAAUGAUAAUGUAUCAGUCCAAUGUACAUAAUAUACAAGUCCUUACAGGACAUAAAUAUAUAAUAAUGUGCCUCAUUUGUUACCGAAAACAUAAGGUAGUGUUCUUUGAUAAAUGAGAUAUGUAUUUUUAUUAAAGAAAUAAAAUUAUUGCAUUGUAAUUAAGCUAUAAAAGAGUUAAUAUAAUUUGUUAAGUUAAUUGUAAAGAAGUUACAACUAUCAUUUAUAUCUGGCUUGGAACUAAGUUUUGUUAUCCGACUGCUUAUAACAUGUAUGUAAUUUGCCAGUUUAAUAAUCAGAAGUGGGACUAUUUUCACAUUUCAUUUGCUAGUGGCGAUCUCUAAUGCUAUGUUCACACCAAGCCAAUGAACACAGGCGAAUGUGUUUCUAUCUUUUUUGGUAGUAUGAAAUCCUGCAACUGAAUGAGACAGAUAUAGCUCCUGGAUACCCUUGGUUUGUAUUUGUUGGCUUAGUGUGGUUAUAUCAUGGUAUUUUUGGAUUUGAUGAUAAAUAAUUGCUGCUCAUAAAAUAGAAUUGAAAUUGUGUUUAUAGAAAAAGAAUCUAUUUUUUACAUAAUUUAUAUUUUAUAAUCCCAGUUUUAUAACAAUACUGAGUGACAAAAAACCACUUAAAAUAUAAGCAGUUGGAUUUUUUAUAUAUUGACAAUUUGUUUACCAGAUAUAAGUGGUGGUGAUUUCUGAAAUUGAGGGGAUAGUGUAACGAGAGGGUAAAGUUGCCUUGCAGGUCGCGGAGGGACAGUACGAGAUGCUAAACAAAUUUAUAACUAUACAUAUUAAUUUUAAACUAAAGGAUUAUUGUAGAUUUUAUUUUUCGAUUUAAAUAAAGUUUGUAUGAAAUAAA
Messenger RNA from Plodia interpunctella (Indianmeal moth), 5272 nucleotides. RefSeq names its product Protein phosphatase 2C (gene Pp2C1). NCBI's taxonomy places the organism in Eukaryota, Metazoa, Arthropoda, Insecta, Lepidoptera, Pyralidae. Gene Ontology annotation, molecular function: protein serine/threonine phosphatase activity; cation binding; mitogen-activated protein kinase binding. The coding region runs from base 137 to 2557 and encodes 806 amino acids. The record is from RefSeq and is a predicted model, not a curated record. The transcript is spliced from 5 exons. Gene Ontology annotation, biological process: peptidyl-threonine dephosphorylation; negative regulation of gene expression, epigenetic.